ACCCAGCUGAUGGCAGACGACAAAAGGAGGGAAAUGAUGAAUUCGGACAAUUUAACCUCCCAAAGCUUCCUCUCUGCGAUUCACAGCAACGCAAGCAAUUUAUUCUCAGGGCUCCAGUUUGUUCAGACCUUCAAGCCACUCAUCAUCCCCUGCUACUCGCUAGUGGUUUUUAUUGGUGUCAUCGGGAAUUACCUUCUCAUUUAUGUUAUCUGCAAGACAAAAAAAAUGCACAAUGUCACCAACUUUCUGGUAGGCAAUCUGGCUUUCUCGGACAUGCUCAUGUGUGCAACCUGUGUGCCCUUGACACUCGCCUAUGCCUUCGAGCCUAGAGGAUGGGUGUACGGGCGUUUCAUGUGCUACUUUGUUUUCCUGAUGCAACCUGUCACUGUGUUUGUGUCUGUCUUUACCUUGACUGUCAUAGCUGUGGACAGGUACUAUGCCAUGGUGUAUCCGUUCCGCAGGAGGCUCACAAUCCCUAUUUGUGCUUAUAUCCUGGCUGCUAUUUGGUUGCUGAGCUGUACCUUGGCUGCCCCAGCCUUGGUCCACACUUACCACGCAGAGUUCCCAGAACUGGACUUCUCCAUCUGUGAAGAGUUUUGGUUUCACAUGAAAAGAGAUCGCUUAGCUUACGCCUACAGCACUCUCAUCAUCACCUACAUACUGCCUCUGGCUGUCAUCUCCCUGUCCUACCUGAGAAUCUCAGUCAAGCUGAAAAACCGUGUAGUCCCAGGCAAUGUCACCCAAGGCCAAGCUGAGUGGGACCGGGCAAGGAGGAGGAAGACUUUUCGCUUGCUAGUCUUAGUGGUGGCAGCCUUUGGAGUCUGUUGGCUGCCCCUGCAUAUCUUCAACAUGAUAAAGGACAUAGACAUCAGCUUGAUUGACAAGCAGUACUUCAACUUCAUCCAGCUGCUGUGCCACUGGUUUGCAAUGAUGUCUGCUUGUACCAAUGCCUUCCUCUAUGCCUGGCUCCAUGACAGCUUCAGGGGGGAGCUGAAGAAAAUGUUUGCCUGGAGAAAGAAGAAAAUUGGACCCACUACAAACUGCAUUAUGGCCAGUGUGGUGCUGUAAACGAGAGCUUUUGGGACCGC
This is a messenger RNA of Leptosomus discolor (cuckoo roller), 1088 nucleotides long. RefSeq names its product prolactin releasing hormone receptor (gene PRLHR). Gene Ontology annotation, molecular function: neuropeptide binding; neuropeptide Y receptor activity. Gene Ontology annotation, biological process: G protein-coupled receptor signaling pathway. Gene Ontology annotation, cellular component: plasma membrane; neuron projection. The record is from RefSeq and is a predicted model, not a curated record. NCBI's taxonomy places the organism in Eukaryota, Metazoa, Chordata, Aves, Leptosomiformes, Leptosomidae.